Messenger RNA from Aureococcus anophagefferens, 1938 nucleotides. RefSeq lists its product as hypothetical. The coding region runs from base 1 to 1938 and encodes 645 amino acids. The record is from RefSeq and is a predicted model, not a curated record. The transcript has a single exon. NCBI's taxonomy places the organism in Eukaryota, Pelagophyceae, Pelagomonadales, Pelagomonadaceae.
AUGAUGAAGCGGCAGCUCGACGCGGCGUCGGGCGACGAGCUGCUCAAGCGGCUCAAGGGCACGGUGGGCGCGCCGCCGCCCGGCGACGCCCCGGCGGCGCCGUCCAUGGCGCCGGCGCCCGGCGACGCCGCGGCGCUCGCGGCGCUCGCGCGCGCCGCGGCGCCCGCGGCCGCGCCCCGCGGCGCCGGCGGCGCGGCCGUGCCCACGUUCCGCGUCGGGAGCGAGGAGAUCACGCGCAUCGUCGCCGGGUCCUGCACCUGGCAGCUCAACAGCAAGGACGGCGCGCGGGCCGACGACGUCGCGCGGCGCGCGUGCGCGGCGCACACCGUCGUCGGGAUCCGCACGUUCGACUGCGGCGACAUCUACGCGGGCGUCGAGGAGCUCGUGGGCCGCUUCCUCGCGACGGCCCGGGGCCAGAGCCGGGCGCUGGCCGACUCCGUGCGGCUCCACACGAAAGUCGUGCCCGACGACGAGGCGCUCGUCGCGCGGCAGCGGUGCGGCGGCGAAGCGGAGUCGGCGGACGACGCGCGGCGGCGCGAGCUGGCGCUCGAGCGCUGCGUCGAGGCGUCCGUCUGGCGGUCGGCGAACCGGCUGGGCGUGGGGCGGCUGGACCUCGUGUAUUUGCACUGGUGGGACUGGUCCAAGGAGGGCUUCGUCGGCGCCGUUCGAGCUUUAGAGGCGAUGAAGGCGCGCGGCGUCGUCAAGGACGUGGGGCUGACGAACGUCGACGUGUCUCGGCUCCGACCGCUCUUGGAAGAGGAGGACGGGCCGGAGAUCGCCUGCGUCCAGGUGAAUCUGUCGGUCAUCGACCACCGGCCGUCGUCGUCGGGGCUGUGCGCGCUGUGCGCGGCGCACGGCGUGCGGCUGCUGGCCCACGGCUCCCUCGCCGGCGGCCUGCUCAGCGACGACUGGCUCGGCCGGGACCCGCCGGACUACGCGUCGCUGGGGCCGGGCGUCGCGUCGAACCGCGUCCUCGUCGACGAGUUCGGCGGCUGGGACCGGUUCCAGCGCGUGCUCCGGUGCCUGAGGGCCGUCGCGGACCGCCACGCGGCGGCGCCGGGCCCGCUGACCAAGGUCACGGUGGCCAUGGUCGCCGUGGCCUGGACGCUCAAGCAGACGGGCGUGUCCGCGGUCGUCCUGGGAGCGCGGAACGCAGACCACGUCAAGGACGCGGCGCUCGCCGCGUCGUCGCUGGACCUCAGCGACGGCGACCUCGCGGACGUCGCGGCGGCGCUCGGCGGCGCGGGCGUCACGGGCGAGGUCUACGACCUCGAGCGCGACGCGCGCACGGACUUUUACCGCCUCGCGGGCUCGGGCCGCAUGGGCUCGCGCGACGCGCCCGCGGACCGGAACUCGAGCCGCGCGGCGUCCGAGAGCCAGCUCGUCGAGUGCGCGCGGCGCCUGGGCCAGCUCCACGCCUGCUACGCGUCGUCCUUCCCCGACCCGCCCGACGGCGUCUUCGACGACGCCUCCGACGACAACGGUUCUAAGCGGGCCCGCGGCGCCGCCGGCGCGGCCGCCGCGCCCGCGCCGGGGCCCGGCCAGUGGACGUCGACGUCGGCCUACAGCAACCUCGCCUCGACGCAGCUCCGCGACGUGCUCCGGGGCUUCGUCUCCGAGAUCGACUGCCUGCCCCAGGACCACAGCGGCGGCUCCCGGCCGGAAUUCGGCGCGCCCGCGCCGCGCGUCGCCGCGCUCCGAACCUUCGCGGCGCGCAUGCUCGCGUCCGCGGAGCAGGCCGUCUUCGUCGAGAUGCGCAACAAGCGCCAGGGCGGCGCGCGGCGCGCGCCGCUGCGGUCCUACGACGACACGACGCGCGACGCCGCGAACGCGGCCCAGCACGCGUUCCGCGCGCGCGUCCUCGCGGCCUGCAUCAACGGCGAGGCGCCCGCGGGCGUCGUCGGCGACGCGGGCCACCCGAACUGCACCCUGUCCUAG